AGUGCAAAGGAACUGGAAUAGGUCUAUAAUAACAUGCCACUCCCUUUGGGGAAUCCCCCAACAAACACAGCUUCUGCCUUGCGCCGACCAAACUCGUCGUUCACAUGGCGCUUCACUCUUGCGGGCAACUCACACAGUCCGAGUGUACUUCACAAGUUUAUCUAGUACUAGUUCACCAGUACUAUCGUUAGUUUGAAGUUGAACUUGGGCCAGUUCACUUCUGGUCUUGUGCGUUUCGUUCAGCUGCAGACAAUGUUGUCGAUAGGGUCUUAACGCAACGGAGAGAGAAGGUUUUUUUUUCGCUCUGUGGUGUUUGCGAAGCUAUUGGCGGUGGCAUGAAACGAAACAACACUUUGUCCCCGUGGAGUCACAGCGGAACAACUAUAUUUCAGGCGAUAUCAACUUUAUCUAUUUGGAGCAGACCCUCUCCAAAGCGCCGGGUACAGGGUCGGGAGCAGGACCAAUUCUGACUGCGGCAUGGCGAGCGGCGACGAGGAGAAGGGGAAACUCGACUUGCUGGAGGACAACCGAAUUGACUCCGGUAUCGACUCGUAUAAGUCAUUUUCAAAGGACGAGCACCAUCCCAAGCCGGGGGGACACGCGCACAGGCCCGGUGAUGAUGGGGAGGUUAGAGACAAACUCGAUAGCGUGGUCGAGGAACGCCACGACUCCGCGUAUAUUUCAACUUCCAUUACAGUCGACAGCCUAACUGACAUUUUAGAAAAGACUUGUUCCACAGCAGACCCUCGGGACACGGGGAGUGAGGAGACAUCUGAUCCCAACGAAGGCGAAGUCGAUCUGGAUCUUCUAACCACUAUCACAGACGAUGGAGACACCUUCCUGCAUCUAGCAAUAAUCCACGAGGCUACAGACUGUGCAAACCAGUUGAUUGAGAUUUUCCCCAAAGAGGUCCUGGACAUACAGAACAAUCUCUACCAGACUCCUCUGCACCUGGCCACUUACCUGGACCUGCCGGCGGUGGUGCAGCGGUUGGUGGAGGCCGGAGCCUCGCUGUUCCUCCAGGACCGCGUUGGGAACACCCCCUUGCACGUGGCCUGUGAGCAGGGCAAGAGCGAGUGUGCCACCAAGAUGACGCAAAACGCCACGGCCAGCCAGCUCAAACCUGUCAUGGAGGCACAGAACUGGAGAGGUGUCACCUGCCUCCAUGUGGCCACGAUGCACAAGCGUCAUCGUCUCAUGAAGCUCCUCAUUAAGAAAGGCGCCAACCUGAACGCUCAGGAGGGCACGAGUGGGAAGACCCCGUUACACAUGGCCGUGGAGCUUCACGACGUGACAUCGGUCACCUUGCUGCUGAACCAGGGGGCCAACGUGGACGCCGCCAUGUUCAACGGGUGCACGCCGCUGCACCUGGCCGUGGGCCGCCAGGACGCCGCCAUCGCCAACCUGCUGUGCCAGUCGGGCGCCGACCAGAUGAUCCGCAACAUGGAGGACGAGACAGCCCUGGAUCUGGCCGACGGAAACGACCACAUGCUUGCCCUUUUCCUCUUUGAUGACAUUCAGAUGUCUGGAAGGCCGGUGGUUGGAGUGAACUUCUAAGAACCAAAGAUCAAGUUGAGGCUCAGUCACAGAACGAGCCGUAACACCUCUCAUUUACCAAGAACCUCAUAGUAUCUGUAGAUAUUUAAAUAUGUAUAGAAAAAAAACAGUAUCUCUAUCUAAAGUGGCAGUUGCUUCAAGUCAACAGGUGUGUGGAGUACAUAUCUCCUGAGUUUUCAUAGAUUUGGCUUGAAAAUGUGUUUACAACAUUUAAUGGUACAAAUAUUUAGAAAACAGAAAAACAUGUUAGGUUGGUGGUUAUGAUGUAUAUCUCAAGGUGAAGAAUUGUCAGUCAUUAUAGUACACUGCAUCAGGAUAUUUCUUGGAAGAUAUAUGAUGCAUUAUAUGCCUUUCUGAAUCUUUUAAUGACAUGGAAAUACUGUUCAAGAUUGUGGAGUGGCUGUGUGAGACAAGCUUUUCAACCAAAAUAGGUUUAUAGAUUGUCUUUACCUUGUAAAUUCAGGAAUGCUUUCCUCUUCCCUUACAGCUGUCAUUGUUUUUGUAUGUUACAUCGUUGUCUGAAGUGCAUUGCUGGCCUUGAAAACAAUUGCAUUAUACUCAGUUCAAUCAGAUGAUUUACACUGACAUAUGAAAACGCACUCAUAUUUGUCAAUUCAGCUUUUAUUUAAAUAUGCGAUUCUGCCUUGACUGCUCUGUGUGUGUGAUGGCAAUUUACAUCAUACAGUAGGCCUACUUGUCUAUGAGAUGUUAAUUUUACUUUCUUUGUCAUGAAUACUGCGUAUUGCUUUUUACUAGUCAUCCUUAAGUUUUUUUUUCCUCUGGAUGUACAACAGUAGACUAUAUUUUCUAAUAAAACAAGUAAGCUCA
This is a messenger RNA of Engraulis encrasicolus (European anchovy), 2385 nucleotides long. It is a transcript of the gene nfkbie, whose product is annotated as nuclear factor of kappa light polypeptide gene enhancer in B-cells inhibitor, epsilon. Gene Ontology annotation, cellular component: cytosol. Lineage: Eukaryota; Metazoa; Chordata; Actinopteri; Clupeiformes; Engraulidae. The record is from RefSeq and is a predicted model, not a curated record. Bases 478 to 1557 code for a protein of 359 amino acids. The transcript is spliced from 6 exons. Gene Ontology annotation, biological process: cellular response to tumor necrosis factor. Gene Ontology annotation, molecular function: NF-kappaB binding.